Messenger RNA from Aspergillus piperis CBS 112811, 561 nucleotides. RefSeq lists its product as uncharacterized. The record is from RefSeq and is a predicted model, not a curated record. NCBI's taxonomy places the organism in Eukaryota, Fungi, Ascomycota, Eurotiomycetes, Eurotiales, Aspergillaceae. The transcript has a single exon. The coding region runs from base 124 to 423 and encodes 99 amino acids.
AGGGGCCCAUGCAGGAGCAGUAAGAUUGCUCACUGAGAUGAUCCUGCAUCCUGCAGUCGGAGUCAAGCCCGUAUUCCGUCGGGCUAACUAAAGGCAGACAUCAAUCUACUCGGGAUGAAAUGAAUGGUUUCUGGCAUGAGUGGUCGAUGUAGCUCAGUGUCAAAAUCAAAACAUACUGAAGGGAUCCACACAGAGCAUUCAACACCGUUGGAGAAGCCGGCUAUUGAUGCAUGCCGCAUUGGAUCUGAGCGACAGUCAAUAGUGGCAAUUCCUUUUGAUGGCUGGAGAUUUCAUAACAAAUUAUUUGCAUUCAUUCAAUUUGUUGUUUGCCAUCCGUGCCUCGAGGCGGGCUAUCCCCACCCUCCGGAUGGGCUUCCGUGCCGGCGAAGGAGACCCGGUGAAGCCCUCAUUUUUCCCAAAUAGCAGAGGAUCUGCUUGAGUCGUGAGGCUGUCAAUCUCUGACGGGGCGGGGAUUUCGCUACACAAGAUGUCUGAAUUAUUUGGACCGUGACUCCUGGAAAGUUGGAGGGGUUUUUUUUCUCAUUCUCCUACUGUUUUUUG